Molecule: messenger RNA, 1883 nt
Organism: Colletotrichum acutatum
Lineage: Eukaryota; Fungi; Ascomycota; Sordariomycetes; Glomerellales; Glomerellaceae
Product: succinate-CoA ligase
Exons: 5
Coding region: 438-1439 (333 amino acids)
Biological process (GO): tricarboxylic acid cycle
Cellular component (GO): succinate-CoA ligase complex (ADP-forming); mitochondrion
Molecular function (GO): succinate-CoA ligase (ADP-forming) activity; succinate-CoA ligase (GDP-forming) activity
Source: RefSeq, a predicted model, not a curated record
CCCAUCUUUCAGCCGUGCUGAUUGCCGCGGCUUUCAUUGGUCCGACCGGAUCAUUCCCUUUACCGAACCACCGAAUUGGGCCACGGGUUUUCCCGGGCGUUCGGGUCCCGUGCUUGCCUCGUAGAGUCGUGGCUCGCCUGCUGCAGACCCGGUUGUCUCGCAAAAGAAGCGAAAGAGCUCGGUUCAAGUUUUGCUGCUGGCCUUCCCCUACUGCGAGUUUGACCCUUCUUUCGGAAAGUGACGUGAAUUUGCAUUGCAGCCACAGCUAUCUUCUCUUUUUCCCUUUCCCCACGAUAGCCGCCAUCUGCCAUCCUCUCUCACCAACGAGAUCCUCCUCCAAAUCCCAAUACUUUCCUCUUCUUAAUUGGCGCUGCGGUUCUUUCGAAGCUGCGCUGUUGCACGUCUUUCAACCCACACAUACACACACAUCGCCCAAGAUGCAGUCCCUGAGACAGAUGCGGCCGGCAGGCAAGCUCCUGAACCAAGCCGCGAAGCGUGCAUACAGCGCCUCGGCAGCUGGCCCUUACACCAAGACCAUCGAUAACCUGCGCAUCAACUCCGAGACCAAGGUGCUUUUCCAGGGCUUCACUGGCAAGCAGGGAACCUUCCACGCGCAACAGGCCAUCGACUACGGCACCAAGGUCGUCGGUGGAACCAACCCCAAGAAGGCUGGCCAGGAGCACCUUGGUCUCCCCGUCUUCGGCAAUGUCAGCGAGGCUGUCAAGGAGACUGGCGCCGAUGCCACCGCCAUCUUCGUCCCCCCCCCUCUGGCCGCCGCCGGUAUCGAGGAGGCUAUUGCCGCCGAGAUCCCCCUCGUCGUCUGCAUUACUGAGGGUAUCCCCCAGCAUGACAUGGUCCGCAUCACCAACAUGCUGAAGACGCAAUCCAAGACCCGCCUCGUCGGCCCCAACUGCCCCGGCAUCAUCGCCCCCGGCCAGUGCAAGAUCGGCAUCAUGCCCGGCUUCAUCCACAAGCGCGGCCGCAUCGGUAUCGUCUCCCGCUCCGGCACCCUCACCUACGAGGCCGUCAACCAGACCACCCAGGCCGGCCUCGGUCAGUCCCUCGUUGUCGGUAUCGGCGGUGACCCCUUCAGCGGCACCAACUUCAUCGACUGCCUCAACGUCUUCCUCAAGGACGAGGAGACGGACGGCAUCAUCAUGAUUGGCGAGAUUGGUGGUUCCGCCGAGGAGGACGCCGCUGACUUCCUCCGCGCCAACAACACCGUCAACGGUGGCAAGCCCGUCGUCUCCUUCAUCGCCGGGAUCUCCGCGCCCCCCGGCCGCCGCAUGGGUCACGCCGGUGCCAUCGUCUCCGGCGGCAAGGGCGGUGCCGACUCCAAGAUCUCCGCGCUCAAGUCCGCCGGUGUCAUUGUCGAGCCCUCCCCCGCCGGCCUCGGCAAGGCCCUCUACGACGAGUUCGUCCGCCGCGACCUCUUGUAAAAAACCAUAAACCACAUCAUAUCUUCCAGACGUUGAAGGGGAAAGCUUCAGCUGUGUAUGUAACAUGUUAAAGAAGAGACCUUUGUGUUGAGAGCGUAGUCAACGGGAUGGUCCCCUCGUAUCGUUGCCGACGGAUAACGGACCGCGCUGCUGCCUUGGCAUUGUGCGGGUUGCGCUGAGUGCGUGUGCGUGUGUGUUUGAACAUGUUGCCCCAAAUAACUUGAUAUAGACUGGAGGUUGGGCAAGGAACAACAGGGCAAGCAAAGGAAGGAAAGUGGAAGAAAUGGGAAAGUUUGAACAAGUUCCUCAAAAUAAUGCGGGUUCUCUCUUCCAUUCACUCUCCAUCUCCCGUUUUUGUAUCUCCAAUUCCCCAAGCUUAUAAACAUUUUUUAUUUUUUUACCGCAAAGAUAUAUGCAAUGCUACCCGCUAUCUCACCCCUCAGA